Molecule: messenger RNA, 990 nt
Organism: Desarmillaria tabescens
Lineage: Eukaryota; Fungi; Basidiomycota; Agaricomycetes; Agaricales; Physalacriaceae
Exons: 2
Coding region: 1-990 (329 amino acids)
Source: RefSeq, a predicted model, not a curated record
AUGAAAACUUUCAUUCGUAUGGUUCUGGGUUACGAUCCUGAUUCGCAGGAUAUGGAAGGCGGCGCUUUGGGUGUAGUGAGAGCAUACUAUGGAUGUGUCGAGGCACAGGGAAGAGGGACGCUUCAUUGUCACAUGCUGGUAUGGGUGGAAGGCGGAUUGAACCCCGAUGAAAUUAAGGCGCGUCUGAUGAAGGAUGGUGAAGCCGACUUCAGACGCAAGUUAGUUGAAUUUUUGGACGAUACCAUUUCUACUUGCAUGCCUGAUGCUCCCCCCGUACGCGUAAAAGUUCCUUCCUCGAAAUGUCAUCCUAGUGCAGUCCGCGGGAUACAAAAAUCGGUUCCAGAGCACUUGCGAGAUCACGCUGUGCAGCAGGACUAUAGGAAUCUGGUAGCGAAAUCUCAACUACACAAACACUUGGCCACCUGCUACAAGUAUUGUAAGGGCACUACAUUGGAAUGUCGCUUUGAGCUCGGAGGGGAUAAGCGUCGACCGGAGACCAUUGUAGACACUGAUACGGGGGAAAUCCAUCUGAGACGUCUAGACGGUUGGGUCAAUAAUUUCAAUGAGACGAUGAUUCACAGCAUUCGUUGUAACAUGGACAUAAAAUUUAUAGGGUCAGGCGCUUCUGCAAAAGCCGUUCUCUACUACAUUACUGAUUACAUCACGAAGUCCAAGCUAAAGGCCAAUGUCGCGUAUGCUGCCUUGGAACUGUCCAUCAAAAAACUGGGAGACUUUGAUCCUGAAGAGGAUAGCGUGACCGUCCGCACCAAGCAUUUGCUUCAAAGAUGCGCAUAUUCUAUGAUGUCGAAGCAAGAACUAUCAGGCCAAGAAGUAGCCAUGUAUUUAUCGGGUUACCAAGAUCAUUAUACGAGCCAUUCUUUCCGAAACGUCUAUUGGAGCAAUUUUGAGCGGGCCGUUGAAGCUAUGGAUCCAUCUCUGGAGUGUCAUCGUCCUUGGUUGAGGAUUAUAUUCAGCGGGGUCCUAGAUUAG